Molecule: messenger RNA, 843 nt
Organism: Asparagus officinalis (garden asparagus)
Lineage: Eukaryota; Viridiplantae; Streptophyta; Magnoliopsida; Asparagales; Asparagaceae
Exons: 4
Coding region: 1-726 (241 amino acids)
Source: RefSeq, a predicted model, not a curated record
AUGGUUCAUAUGGUCUCAGUAGAUGUUCAGGUUCAGCUACCGAAGCUCGGUUUAAUUCAGCUGUUGAGGAAUGCUGAAGACAAUCAGUAUCCAGCUGGAACGCCGCCGUCACUGGAGUUCGUCAUCACGUCGAAAGACCUCACCGCCACCGGAGCAUCAGCAACACUGCUGGUGUUCAACAAUGAGAAGGGUUUCACGUCGAAAGACCUCACCGCCACCGGAGCAUCAGCAACACUGCUGGUGUUCAACAAUGAGAAGGGUUUCACGCCGGCCAACAUCGAAUCCAUCUGCAGGGUCGGCAAGUCCACCAAGAAAGGCUGCCGCAAUCGUGGUUACAUCGGGGAGAAAGGCAUUGGUUUCAAAAGUGUGUUUCUGGUAUCCAGUCAGCCUCACGUCUUUAGUAAUGGAUAUCAGAUACGCUUCAACGAAGAACCAUGCCCAGAGUGCAACAUUGGGUACAUCGUCCCUGAAUGGGUUGAGGAUAAUCUGAUGCUCUCGAACAUAAAACAAGUAUAUGGUCCUUCCACGAAACUUCCCACGACGACAAUAAUCUUGCCGUUAAAAGAUGGAAAGGUUGCGGCAGUGAAGCAACAGCUGUCGAAAAUGCACCCUGAAAUCCUAUUGUUCCUUUCAAAAAUUAAACAGCUUGCCGUCAGGGAAGAAAAUGAUGAUCCAAGGCUUAACACGGUGAGCCAACCAUCUCAGGUGAGACGGAUGUUGAGAUGAGAAAGAACGUAGAUGCAGAAUCAUACACUCGCCAUCUUGCUGCCCAAGAAAACGGCAAACAGGAAGAGGAAGAGUGCAGCUACUACAUGUGGAAGCAAAAAUUCCCCGUGAAAUCUG